CCGCGGAUCAGAGCUAGGGUUUUGAGGAUUCCUGGCUGCAAUCGGCGUCGCUCGGUAGUGAAGCGGAAGGCGGCGGAAGGAGCAUCGGCGCCUCGAGAGAGACGGAGAAGCGAUCAUGGUGAAGGGACGCCAAGGAGAGAGAGUCAGGCUCUACGUGAGAGGAACAAUCCUCGGAUACAAGAGGUCGAAGUCUAAUCAGUACCCAAAUACGUCUUUGAUCCAAAUCGAGGGAGUCAACACCAAAGAGGAGGUAGCAUGGUAUGCUGGUAAGCGCAUGGCCUACAUCUACAAGGCAAAGGUGAAGAAGGAUGGAUCACACUAUCGGUGCAUUUGGGGGAAAGUUAUCAGGCCUCACGGUAACAGUGGUGUCGUGCGCGCCAAGUUCAAGUCAAACUUGCCUCCCAGAUCCAUGGGAGCUAGGGUAAGGGUUUUCAUGUACCCCAGCAAUAUAUGAGCUUCUGAGUUCGGGUUAGUUGGUCCCUUGUUGGCUUGAGAGGAUCUGCUUUUUUGUUUUCUUUGAGAGCAAGCUUUAGAUUAUUCUGUAGCAACAAUCAAAAACUUCCGUCAAUAUCCCGCAUUUGCUUAAAAUCUGCAAUCAGUACUACUGUCAA
This is a messenger RNA of Syzygium oleosum, 611 nucleotides long. Its product is annotated as 60S ribosomal protein L35a-1. Gene Ontology annotation, cellular component: ribosome; cytosolic large ribosomal subunit. The coding region runs from base 116 to 454 and encodes 112 amino acids. Lineage: Eukaryota; Viridiplantae; Streptophyta; Magnoliopsida; Myrtales; Myrtaceae. Gene Ontology annotation, biological process: cytoplasmic translation; ribosomal large subunit biogenesis. Gene Ontology annotation, molecular function: structural constituent of ribosome. The record is from RefSeq and is a predicted model, not a curated record. The transcript has 5 exons.